AUGACCGACAAGGAACCUAUCGCCUUUCCUUCAGGUGAGGAAACUCGCAAGCACCAUGCCUACCCGGCAACUAUUUGGGCGUUGGAACCAGACCGCAAAGGCAAAGCGGCUGUUGCAGAAGGCCGCGGCGGCCCAAUCAACAUUGCAUGGGAAAUCCAUGGAAGCGGUCCUAUGAAAAUAGUGCUCAUCAUGGGUCUUGGUGGUGUCAAGACCUCCUGGCAGCGACAGACAUGUUACUUUGGCCACGAUAAUGGAGACAAGUAUUCAGUACUGCUGAUUGAUAACCGCGGUAUCGGAGAAAGCGAUAAGCCAAUGACUAGAUACACGACAAGCGGUAUGGCCAUGGAUGUUGUUGAGGUACUUGACCACGUCGGCUGGACCGGCGAUCGCCAGAUCAACCUCCUUGGUAUCUCUCUUGGCGGCAUGAUUGCACAAGAAGUCGCCUGUCUUAUCCCCAGCAGGCUUCAGUCCUUGUCCCUUCUAUGCACCACUGCAGCGUUUGACAGCAAUCUGGGACCUGUGGGCCGUGCAAAGCAGGCCAUUACCAUGUUCCUUCCCAAGAGCGAGGAUGAGAAUGUCGCAGACACAGCGAAGAAGCUAUUCCCAGAGUCGUGGCUAGCAGGCGAAGACAUGGAAAUCCUACCAUCGCCAAAGAAGACAGCCAAAUGUGGCCUAGCUCCUGGCUCGGCGGAUGGCGAGUAUCAACGAUUUGAUAGCAACUUCCAGCGCUUCCAAGCCCAGGAGAUUACGAAAAGGGAGAUUGAAGGACACUUUACCAAGGGUGGCUUCUUCUGCCAGCUCGGUGCUGUGAUUGGGCACAACAAAUCUGUCGAUCAACUCCGCCAGAUGGCAGACUUGGUUGGCCGUGACCGCAUUCUCAUUAUGCAUGGAACAAGAGACAGCAUGAUUCCAGUAAACAAUGGAGAGCGCUUGAUCAAGAUGGUAAAACCAAAGACGGGUCUCAUUGUAGAGGAUAUGGGGCAUGUGCCUAUCAUGGAGCGUGUUACUUGGUUUAACAAGCUUAUGGAGGAGAACUUUGCCACAUGGGCUAAGCUAUGA
[Torrubiella] hemipterigena is the source of this 1059-nucleotide messenger RNA. The record is from the annotation of a GenBank genome assembly. NCBI's taxonomy places the organism in Eukaryota, Fungi, Ascomycota, Sordariomycetes, Hypocreales, Clavicipitaceae.